GAGAACAAUGUUACGAGUGUGGGCGCUUUUAGCUCUGUUUUGGAGUGGCAUCCUUUUUAGCGGUGCUCACAAAUGUCCGAUUUCCCAUCAGUGUGUUCCCAAAGAAAAUUGCCGACGAGAAGAGCCCAUUUUUGAUCUAACUUCUACCAUCGAUUGCAGCGACUUAGAAGUCUGCUGUGAAAAGUCUAAUGUGAUUGGCAAAAAGCUUAGGCCUCCGACACUUCCACCAGGUUCCCUUUGUGGCAUGAGUAAUCCGAAUGGUCUAGAUGAAAACCAACAAGUAGAUGGGAAUGAGGCCCGCCCGGGUCAAUUUCCUUGGGUAAUGGCUUUGUUAAACAAGGGCCAAUAUUUCGGAGGCGGUUCGUUGAUAACCCCAGGACUAGUACUAACAGCAGCCCAUAUUCUGCUAUAUAAGUCCACUGUCUACAUCAAGGUCAGAGCUGGCGAAUGGGACUUGUCCUCCAGUGGGGAAGUUCUGCCACCCGAAGAGCGCCAAGUGACCAAGAUCAUUACGCAUGAGGCGUUUAAUUUCAGCAGCGGGGCCAACAACUUGGCCCUUCUCUUUUUGGAUUCACCAUUCGAGAUAAAAUCCCAUAUUCAGACCAUAUGCUUACCUAUUCCCGGUAAGAACUUUGAAGGACGUCGCUGCAUGGUUGCCGGUUGGGGAAAAAGAUCAUUUGACGGUACCGAACUUUUGUCCAUACAACAGAAUAUCGAACUGCCCAUAUUGUAUGGUUUAAGGUGCCAGCAUCAAUUAAGACAAACUUCUAUGGGUUCGAACUAUACGCUGCCCGACAGUUUGAUUUGUGCCGGCGGACAGCAGGGCAAAGAUGUUUGCUCUCGAUUUGGAGGAUCCGCCCUUUUCUGCGCCCUCGAAGGGGACCCCAAUCGCUAUGAACAGGCUGGCAUCGUCAACUGGGGCAUCAAGUGUGGCCGGGAAAAUGUUCCGGCCCUCUACACACAUGUUUCCAAGUUCAAAGAGUGGAUUGAUCCGCAUUUGGAGCAAGUGUUCAGCGUGCCCGGAGAUCAAGUUUUUUUUAUGAGCAGUCAUCUUUGAGCACAAAAUUCGAAAUAAUCAAAUUCCAUACCUUUAUGAAUUAUUUUUGAAUAAAUGCCAAAAAU
Molecule: messenger RNA, 1122 nt
Organism: Drosophila subpulchrella
Lineage: Eukaryota; Metazoa; Arthropoda; Insecta; Diptera; Drosophilidae
Product: phenoloxidase-activating factor 2-like
Exons: 2
Coding region: 8-1057 (349 amino acids)
Biological process (GO): proteolysis
Molecular function (GO): serine-type endopeptidase activity
Source: RefSeq, a predicted model, not a curated record